Molecule: messenger RNA, 2085 nt
Organism: Solanum verrucosum
Lineage: Eukaryota; Viridiplantae; Streptophyta; Magnoliopsida; Solanales; Solanaceae
Exons: 5
Coding region: 1-2085 (694 amino acids)
Molecular function (GO): protein binding
Source: RefSeq, a predicted model, not a curated record
AUGGAAUUCUUAACUGAAGAUGAAAGAAAGCAUAACACGAAUAAGAAGCUUUACGAUGCACUGAUGAAACAAGAGAACACUGAAGUUUUACGACUCUGUCGAGAACUGGAAUCAGGGCCAUUGCAUAUAUUAACCGUGCACGAUGACACAGUCCUCCAUGUGGCUGCCUACUCUAAACAAACAGAUUUGGUUCUCUGUUUACUUAAAGAGUUGGAAAAGCGGUUGCCUGAGUUUCCUGUAGAUGGACUAAAGCAUCGUAAUGAUAUGGGAAAUACCAUUCUUCAUGAAAUAGCUACUUUUGACAGAGUUGAUUCAGCUGCAAAGAUAAUAUUGGAUAGAGAACCUGAUUUACUUGGUAUGCGCAAUAAGAGUGGAGAGACUGCUCUAUUUCGUGCUGUUCGUUAUGGGAAAACAGUCAUGUUUGAUUUUCUUGAUCAACAAGUGAAUCAAUUUUUUGAUGUUAAUGAACGCGAGGCAUUUUAUUAUAAACUUGGUGGAGCAACAAUUCUUCAUGCUGCUGUACGCUCUGAACACUUUGGUUUGGCCCUGUCGAUUGCUAAAAAGUACGAAUAUUUGGUAAAUGAACGAGAUGCAGAUGGAAUGACUACUCUUCAACUUCUUGCGUGCAACCGGCAAGCAUUUGGAAGUGGAGAGAAGUAUGGUUAUAUCAAGAGAUCCAUUUACACUCGUAAGAUACUCGAGAUGCUACACUCUGGAAUACUUGAACUCCACCAAGCGUUGUUACUUGAAAAAUUGUGUUGGAUGUUUGCAGGUCUUUCGACUGAACCUAAGGCUACCGAGAAGGAAGAUGCUGAAAAAUGUUAUAGAGUGCCUUUGGUGGAGUCUAUGCGUAAGCAUAAGCAGAGAUAUGAAUCAGUUCUGAAACUUGCCAAGUUCUUGAUAGCAAAGGAUACUUCUUGGGAGUGUUCAGAAUCUGCAUUAAAUCAGGUCGAACCUCGAUCCCACAAGUAUAGACUAAUGUCAGAUGUUUCAAAAAGCGAAGAAAAAGAGGAACAAGAUGGUGUUGCACCAGCAGGACAAGUUGUUACAAAAAUUGCUGAGUCACCCUUGAUUUUGGCAACCAAAUCAGGUUGCACAGAGAUUGUAGAUGAGAUAUUGAAAACAUAUCCCCAAGCUGUGGAGUAUGUUGACAGUGAAGGUCGUAACGUUUUGCACGUGGCAAUCAAAUACCGUCAGAUGCAAAUUUUCGACAUAGUUGAGAAAAUGGGAAUGCCAAUGAGGAGACUCAAGAGAAAAAUCACUCAUCAGGGAAAUUCCAUACUUCACAUGGUUGGUGUAAAAGAGGACACUGAAAUUGCAGAUAUGAGAAGCCCUGCUUUGCUAUUGCAAGAGAAUUUGCUCUUGUUUGAGCGUGUGAAAAGCGUCUGCUCAGCUGAUUUUUUCGAAAUUAUUAAUGAAGAAGGCAAGACAGCAGAAGAGUUAUUCACUAAAGCAAAUGCUACACUACGUUCAGAAGCGAAAGACUGGCUUAAACGCACAGCUGAGAACUGUACAAUAGUUGCUGUGCUCAUUGCAACAGUGGCUUUUGCCGCAGCCUAUACUAUUCCAGGUGGUCCAAAUCAAAGCACGGGUUAUCCCGUCCUCUUGGCCCAACCGUUCUUUGUGAUUUUCACUAUCGGAGAUGUGCUUUCCAUUACCUUUGCUUUGACCUCAAUGAUCACUUUUCUCUCAAUUCUCACCUCUUCAUUUCUGUUGCAUGAAUUCAGGCGGUCGCUUCCUCAGAAAUUAAUUCUAGGAGUUACCCUCUUGAUUCUUUCUGUGUCCAUGAUGAUGUUAGCAUUUGCAUCGACUAUAAUCUUGAUGAUUCACUAUAAGGAAAGGUGGACAAAAAUUGCUUUAUCUUCCAUGGCAUUCCUACCUGUGACCAUUUUUGCAGUUUCAUAUUUUCCUCUGUAUGUGUCAUUAUGGAAAAACUUUAACUACUCGUUAAGGAAAUUAUCCAGGGCAUUCCCUCGAUGCAAGAUUCUAUCAGGAAAGCCUUGCGAUGAUUCCCCUUUGACAAUCUCUUCCAGUCUCCAUGAGUCUGGAUCUACUAAAUUUGGCAUUUCCACAUCCUACUAUUAG